ACUGACACUGAUUCUCCACCAAAGAUCUUUGCGCCACCUUACCCCUUCCAUAAUAUGACUAUAUAUCAUCUGAUGUCCUGGAUGAAUUCUGGUAACAACCUAGUUUCCAAAACAAAAAUCUCGCACCUUGUCAAAAAUGUCAUACUAGUACAGGAUUUUGACUGCCAGCACCUUGAGAACUUCUCUGUGAGGCAGAGUUUGCAAAAACUGAAUAGAGACAAGGCUAGCAAAAAAAUAGUCGUUCCCAAUGACUGGAUUCAGACUAGUGUCACUAUCAACAUUCCAACAAAGUCCAAGGAGGAUGGCCCUCAGCCUUAUACUGUCCCUGGAUUCUAUUAUUGUCCCCUCGUCAACUUGAAAGUAAUAUGCAUCGCAUUCACAGAUGUCCAAGCCAGAGUAUUCCAUUUCCUCGCUUUCAAAUGUUUGUAG
This is a messenger RNA of Suillus bovinus, 429 nucleotides long. RefSeq lists its product as uncharacterized. The record is from RefSeq and is a predicted model, not a curated record. The transcript has a single exon. NCBI's taxonomy places the organism in Eukaryota, Fungi, Basidiomycota, Agaricomycetes, Boletales, Suillaceae. The annotation marks the transcript as partial.